AGGUAACUUAUUCGAAUAGUGAACACGCGUUUGACAGUGUCAUCAUCAUGUUGAAGUCAUUCAAGCCCACGCAUCCCGCCAAAUACCAAUUUCAUUGGCAAGUGAAAGACGACCCCUCGUACAACAACUAUUACCACAACGAAGCUCGAGACGGCGAAGACACUCGAGGCGAAUACGGGGUUCUUUUGCCCGACGGACGAUUCCAAACCGUGAAAUACGUCGUGGACAAAUGGGGCUACAAAGCCGAUGUUCAGUAUCAAGGAGAAGCGAAAUAUGACCAACCCAAGAAAAAUAGUGGCUACGGACAGCAACAGAAUUCCUACAGCCAACAACAACAAGGUGGGUAUGGACAACAGCAGCAACAACAGGGUUAUGCUCAACCUCAACAAGGAGGUUAUGGACAGCAGCAGCAAAAUAAUUACGGCCAACAGCAAACCAGAUAUGGACAACAACAGCAAACCGGAUAUGGACAACAACAGCAAACAGGAUACGAACAGCAGGCAAAGCCGACUUAUCCCCAACAGCAGCAAAGCAACUAUGGACAACGAACCUACAAAUGAGACUCACGUACAGUACAGUAAAACAAAGAUCACACUGCUGUAUAAUCAAUGGAUGAGAAUUUUUUUGUAAACCGUUAGGCAAUGCAUCACCUGUGAGUUAUGUUAGUCAUCUGGCUCUAGAAUCAUUUGUCCGAGUCGUAUUGUUGGCGUGAAGAAAAAACAUAUUUUUGGGAGGGCAACGAAAAACUAUGAAGAGAAUUUGGUGCUUUGUUGGAAUAGAAUGUAGACGUCUUUGAAGAGGUUUUGAGAAGCAGCUGCUGUAGAUAUUGUCGGGAUCAGUUUUCAUUGUUGUUGUUCAAUGUGCUUUGAUGAGUAUUUUUGCACGUUUGCAGAGUCAUACAUGUGUCUGGGAAA
Molecule: messenger RNA, 914 nt
Organism: Notodromas monacha
Lineage: Eukaryota; Metazoa; Arthropoda; Ostracoda; Podocopida; Cyprididae
Source: the annotation of a GenBank genome assembly